This is a messenger RNA of Hemiscyllium ocellatum (epaulette shark), 1729 nucleotides long. Its product is annotated as ICOS ligand-like. Gene Ontology annotation, cellular component: external side of plasma membrane. Gene Ontology annotation, biological process: cell surface receptor signaling pathway; positive regulation of T cell proliferation; cellular response to lipopolysaccharide. NCBI's taxonomy places the organism in Eukaryota, Metazoa, Chordata, Chondrichthyes, Orectolobiformes, Hemiscylliidae. Bases 274 to 948 code for a protein of 224 amino acids. The transcript is spliced from 6 exons. The record is from RefSeq and is a predicted model, not a curated record.
GAAUUCACAUCGUUAUUCCCCUCUCACUCCGUGAUCCUCAAUCUCACUCCCUCGCCUUCCCGGGAUCCAGACCCGUGUCCGGAAUCCACUGGAUCACUCCCCUUCUCUGAGAUACAGACCCGUGUCCGGAAUCCACAGGAUCACUCCCCUUCUCCACGGGGUGUAGACGCUGGUCCGUGAUCGGGCGAUCAGCACGCCCUCUCCCCACCCCACCUCCCUGGGACCCCAACCCGUGUCUGGUUCGUCGCUCUCAUCCUUAAUCUGGCCGCGGAAAUGGCUGGAGAGGAGCAACAGGAACCCAGCUCACAGAAACUACUCCCCCCGCUGCUGCUGCUGCUGCUAAAUGUUGUUGCUGCUGUUUCAGGUGACUCGCCUGUCCCAGUUUCUGGGUUCCUUGGGGAACAGGUUGUGCUGCCCUGUACCUACAGUGGGAAUGUCCCAGUCUCUGAUUUACUGGUUAUCUGGGGAACACUCAAAUAUGAAUUUUUACACCAGUUUGUCAAUGGGAGUGAAGAUUUGAGGGAACAAGACCCACGAUUCAGAAACAGAACAAACCUGUUCAAAGAUCAACUGGAACAAGGCAACUGGUCAGUUCUGAUCUCUGACCUCAGGGAGUCAGACCAGGCUGAGUACGAUUGUCAGAUUUACAGAAAGGUGGGAGAUCAACUUCAUUGGGAGAACGUUGUUCAAGUCAAUCUCUCUGUGACAGAGCGAGCUCCUACACCUGGACCGUACACACCUGUACCAGGUCCUGGACUUGCCAUUCGAGCAAGAGUUGGAUUGGGAAUUGGGAUUGUUGCUGUGAUUGUUGCUAUUGUUGUAGUUGGUGGAAUUAUGGGUUACAUCAUCCUAGAGCGACAAAGAUGGAAUUGUGACCAAAAACAGUGCACCAGCAAUCACAAAUCAAGAAUAGAUCCUCUGACUGACAGGGGUUACCGUUUUGGGUGAAGCACGGAGCCUUGUACCAGCAGCACCUGAGCAUCAGGAUGGAGCGGCUGGAGAACAAAACCUUCUGGGGAACGGGGCUGCCCAGCACUGACUGAGUUUCCACCGCACUGAGCCUGGCUCAGGGAGUGGCAGGGGCAGUCAGCCCAGUACUGUGGCAAAUGACUAGGAACAUCAGUUAGUUCCUGAUGACAUUAUUAACUUGUUCUCAGUGUGGGUGAUACUGCCAGGGCCCCAUUUAUUGUCCAUGUGGCCUUGACCCACUGCAGUCCUUGUAGUGAUGGUGCCCCCACACUGGGGAACAUGGGAAGAGGCUUCAGAAACUCCCCCUGCAGCAGCACCUACUGGGCAAAGCCAGGAACUGCAUUACUGCCAGCAAUUGUUUCAUAUCCAAGAUUCAGAUUCCAGCUGGUUUAUGGAUUGAAAUUGCAUCGGACAAAUGUAUACCCUGUGUACAGAUUAUUCAUACAGAAAUUAUCUGUGUACAAUUCAAUCAUUGCAUGUUGUGAAUCUUUCAUGUACAGUUCCUUUUUCUGUGUACUGUGCCAGAGUGUGAUUCAAGGGAACCUGGUAUUGAUGUGUGUAUAUAGAAUUCUGUAAAUAUUUUAUAUUGAUACACAUGUAUUUCUGUUCUGGUUAUUUGUAUUUAUACUGUACAGAGGUGUCAUCCAUGUUUAAAUAUGUGAUUUUUCUAUAUAAUUGCAUUUGUUGUAAAAACAUUAAUUAUGGAUAUAUCUGUAUUUCUACCCUGAUAUUUGUAACUUUUUUCUACCUGUAGUUUUUG